UAACAUUGCAUGUACAUGCAUGAGUGGGUUUUUUUUUGUUGUGCAACACUCGAUAAUAAUCUAUUCUACAUUUAGUACUACUUUUACUCUAACCUAUUCUAAAGGAAUUUAACUGGAUCUAUGAGAGAGUCGACAAAAACUAACCACCCUCGAAUCAAACGGGUGCAUUACACACCCAUCUGAAUUUAGAAAAUCAUAUCUGUGACAAUUGAUGAGAGACCAGAUUUGAAUACAUGGUUGGGUUAGGCAAGCACUGUAUAGCUACAAUGCUUUAUGCGUAGUUGCGACCUACGACCUCAAGAUCUAUGGCGAAGUGCAUAUGUAUUCCUCCUUUGUGUUCCCUCGCCAAUCUUUGACACCUGGAAUACAACCGACACUGGUCUCUUCUCAUUCAAUGUCCAGGAUGAACGUGAACGUGAACGUGAACGUGUUGCCUAUAGCAAACGUUCGCUAUUUAUUCACUAGUUCUCCUGCUUCAUACAAUACCCCUUUCAAGAACCAAGACAACCCAUACGCCCAUACGAUUCCUACCAUUCUAUCAUCCAUGGAGGAGACAUCAAAAAAAAUUCAUACGCCUCCUAGAUUCAGGGUUCUGAUGUUCCCAUGGCUAGCUCAUGGCCACAUUUCUCCCUUCUUAGAACUAUCCAAGAGACUCGCCAAAAACAACUUUCAGAUUUAUUUUUGUUCCACUGAGGUCAACUUGAAUUUCAUCAACAAAAACAAAACCUUAGAUGAGUACUUCUCCGAUCAUUCAAUGGAAUUAGUACUACUGGAUUUGCCAGAUAUGCCCGAACUCCCUCGACACAAUCACACAACAAAAAACCUCCCUCUCCAUCUCAAAUCAACCCUCAAGAUUGUGUUCUAUAUGGGAAAAACCAAUUUCCAAAACAUCCUCAACACUUUGAAACCUGAUUUGCUAAUCUAUGAUGUUUUCCAACCUUGGGCUUCAGAGCUGGCUGCACUGAAUCAUAUCCCUUCUGUUCAUUUCGUAACCUGUGGAGCAGUAAACAUGUCUUUCUUUUAUCAUUGCUUGAAGUAUGGAUUCUCCGGGUUUAACGAGACUUACCCUUUUCCUUCAAUUUUUAUGAGGGAUUAUGAAAUAAACAGGAUGGCAGCCAUUGCCCAAGGAUCCAGCACAAUCGAACCCCAAGAAGCUCAGUUAUCUCCUAAGUGCUUUGAAUUAUCUUCUGAUAUUAUUUUGGUGAAAAGCUGGAGAGGAAUUGAGGGGAAAUAUAUUGAUCACUUAUCUUUAUCUUGCGGGAAGAAGGUCUUAGCUCUAGGUCCUCUACAUGAACCAGAAGAUGAUACCAAGGAGGAGGAGAAUAACUCCCAUAUCAUCAAGUUUCUGAACACUAAAGAUCAAUCAUCAGUGGUUUAUGUUUCUUUUGGGAGCGAAUACUUCUUGUCCCAGGAAGAAAGGGAAGAAAUGGCAUAUGGGCUGGAGCUGAGUAAUGCUUAUUUCAUAUGGGUAAUUAGGUUUCCCGUGGGAAAUGCCAUUACCCUUGAAGAAGCCUUACCAGAAGGAUUUCUCGAGAGGGUGAAAGAGAGGGGGUUGGUGGUGAAUGGAUGGGCACCACAGGUUAAAAUUCUUGGGCAUCCAAGCACGGGUGGUUUUGUGAGUCAUUGCGGGUGGAACUCAGUGAUCGAAAGCAUAUAUUAUGGGGUUCCAUUGUUAGCCUUGCCCAUGCUUUAUGAUCAGUUUAUUAAUGCUAGACUUGCAGUAGAGAUUGGUGUUGGUAUUGAGAUUCUCAAGGACGAAGAUGGACAGAUAAAGAGGGACGAGGUUACUAAAGUCAUAAAUAAGGUGGUCGUUGAGAAGAAAGAGGGAGAACUACAGAGAGAAAAAGCUAGAGAAUUGACUAAAAAGUUGAGAGAAGAAGGUGAAGGAGAAUUGCUAGAAGCAGUAGAGAAGCUCAGGUUAUUAUGCAGCAAGAACAAGUAACAAUAUCUGGUAGUCAGCUAUGAUGACUUAGCCUGGUUUGAUAAGAACAACUACUCCCUUCUAGAAUUUAGUCUUUUUGCUAUCAAAUUUAUUUGUAUUCAAGCACGUAAAAUUGUUAUCAAAUGGGCGUCCGUAUUGUUUCGAA
Molecule: messenger RNA, 2087 nt
Organism: Coffea arabica (coffee)
Lineage: Eukaryota; Viridiplantae; Streptophyta; Magnoliopsida; Gentianales; Rubiaceae
Product: UDP-glucosyltransferase 29-like
Molecular function (GO): UDP-glycosyltransferase activity
Source: RefSeq, a predicted model, not a curated record